AUGGCGCAUUGGAGUGUAGAUCAAGUUGGCGAAUGGUUGAGAUUAAUUGGCUUCGAGAAACAAAUAACGACAUUCAAGGAUCGACACAUCGAUGGUAAUGCUCUGAAGCAGUUAACCAUACAUAAUGUUCCGCAAAUAUUGAUUAUAACGAAUGAAGAAGAUCAAACAAUUAAGAAACCUACGAUUGGAGAAAUACGUCGAUUUCAAGAAUCACUUUGGGAAUGGAAAAAAGAAAAUUUGAGCAAAUUAUCAUUGACAAUUACUCCAUUGAAAAGCCAAUGUGUUUCAACUGUAGAUGAUUAUAAUCAGUACAAAUAUUUGAUUGACGAUUCUAUUCAUGUUGAUUUUUUUAAAAAUCCAAAAUUCAGUUCAUACUUGAUCAAUUAUAUACAACAAGAAUCAUUUCCCAUUCAAAUACAAAUUCAAAAAUUACCAGAAACAAGUGAACAGCCAUUGUCUAGUUACACGAUAGAAUUCUUAUCAAAGCAACAAGAAGCAAAACAUACUGAAAUACAAGUUAAUACUAUUUUAGUUAGAACAUCGCUUCAUAAUCCAAGGGCAAUCAAAGUCAUACAAGCAAUAAUGGAUAAUGAAAACGAUCUAUUUACUGUAUGUAAAUUCAAUGAUACACAUGGUAACGUUUUAGAAAUUUACUUUUUUAAUGACAAAAAAUUCAAUGGUUUUGAAAAUACUUUUGGAAUCGAUCAAGUAAUUCAAAAUAACAUUCUACGAAUAGUACUAGUAUUAAAGUUGAAAUACAAUACAAAGCUGAGAGUCAGAACACCCAAGAAUGUUAAGGAAGAUGCUGAAGACAAUAUACUUUUGAAACAUCAAAAUCAGCAAGCACUACGACUUCAAGAAGAAUUAAUCAAAGCUAUAAAUGAUUAUGAUCAAGAAAAUGAAAUGCUCUCUGUUAUACAUCAUCAUAUAGUAAACAAGAUGGGAAACAAAAAUAUACAGCAUAUCCGAAUAUUUGGCAAUAUUACAUUGGUUUAUGAUAUGGUCAAACGAGUUCAAGAUAUUAAGAAUAGAUAUUGCUUAACAAAAUAUCCUUUGAGCGAAAUGAACUCAAAACAAAUCAACUAUCUUUUAAAUGUAUGUCGUCCGGAAUUGAAAGCAAUUGAGAAGAAAUUUAAAAAUGAUCAUGUGCAUUUCAGUAUUCGACAAAAUGUAUUUUAUGCACCACCUUAUUUAAAAGAUGACAUUGAAUGUGACAUAAGCACUCUACUAUCACAUAUGACAACAGCUACAUUCAAAGCCACUGACUUUUAUUACGAUAACGCAAAACGAGCAAGCUUACUUUUUCGAACAAUUGCUCAAAACAAUCAUUGCUAUUGCAAUUUUGAUAUCGAGACAAAACUUGAAACAUGUACAAUACCAAAAGCAAUCGCUAAUACAUCAACGGCUUAUCCUAUUCCAAAGUUAAUUAUUCAACAGUCUGAUUUAUUGUCUUCAUGGUCAACGGUGUACCAACAUGUUACAUUGAAGACUGGAUCAAUAGAAGUUCUGAUCGGUGAUAUAGCUACGCAAAAGGUUGACACAAUUGUUAUUCCUUGUGUAUCUUAUGGGCUCAAGGAAAGUCUUAUUGAACGAGCUGGUAAAAUAGUACCACAACCAUCGGAAAAAAAUGUCAAGAAUUCAAUUCCAUUCAUUACUGAAACUACAGCUGGUAGAUUGUGCUGUAAACAGAUUCUAUUCGUAAAUUGGUCAUUAUCAAGAAUGCCGACGACUACCACUGACAAUGCGCUACGUGAAUCUGUACGAAAUUUCAUUUCAAACGUAAUUCAAUAUAUUAUCACGAGAAGCAAACAUUCAACAGAUUCAGGAGCUCAUUCAAUUGCAUUUGCAGUUCCAGACUCGUGCACCAACGAAAAUCUAUUAGCUGAGGAAAUGGCCUUUGAAACGCAGCGUCAAAUUCAAUUCACAGCAUCCAUAUUACUAAAAGUCUCAUUCAUUUUAUCACCUGAUAAAAAAACGUUACAUAAAGAAUUUUCAUCCGUAAUUGCAACGAUGAAAACAACCAAUAAUAACAAUAAUAAUUAUGGGAUGUUUUUCUAUCCAGUAUCAACUACUACAAUUACAAUAACAUCCUCAAAUACAGAAAAUUUAAGCAAGUGUCAAAAAAAAAUGUAUGAUUAUAUGAAACGAUGUAUGUCUGAACAAGUGUUGAAUGGGUUCAGGAAUUGGAAUCAAUAUUCUAUCAAUGCCUAUUACAAAUAUUGUAUUGACAGAUGUAUUUUACCACAAAUGAAUGAUGAUCAACAAAUCGUAUUGAAGGGUCCCAUCAUUAGUGUACAAGAAGCGAAACAAAAAUAUCAAUUAACAGUUGCCAUUGUGCAAGAAAAAAUGCAUAUGCAACAAUCUUUACUUGCAACAUCAGAAUCAAUAUCAGCUAUUGAAUGUCCAGCAGCAAAUAUUAUAUCGACAGCUGAAACUUCGGCAUGCUACAAUGUAAUGUUAAGUUUUUGCCCAGAGGAUUCAAUUUUAUGUCAUCAGUUAACAAAUCGUCUCGUGGACGAAGGUUUCUCACUAUCGCUAAGUUCUGACGGAGUAAGCGAUCACAGUGAUGUAUUGUGUCAAAUGAAGAAAUCUGAUUGUAUUAUUCUUUGUAUCAGUGAAAAUUAUUUUAAGGAUGCAAAUUGUAAAAGAGAAGCAAUGUAUGCCAAUCAAAUUAGCAAACCAAUCAUUUUAGUUAAAAUUCAAAACUGUACGCCAAUUAAUUGCCUACGACAAUUACUACAGAACCAUUUAUGUUUUCAAAUGUACGGAUCAGAAAACCAGUUAGAUCUAGUGUUCGAUAAAUUGCUGUUGCAAAUUUUUCAAUACACCCGCCCCGCUAACAACUAUCCAAGACAGCAAACGUCCAGUAGGAUAAAUCUAUCAGCACAGAAUCUGAUGGAUAUACAACAUCGAGACACAAUGAAUUUAUAUCCUGCACUAAGCGCUGAACAGCGAAAAUUAGUAUAUCGAAUGAAAAUAGAUAAUUUAGUCAAUUCAAGAAAAGACGAGCUAACGGAAGACGAAAGAAGCGUUGCCAUUGAAAAAGUACAAGAUAUCAUACGUGAAGCGGUAGAUCGCUGUACACUCUACGUAACGAAAAGUCAGUAUCAGCAAUAUUCUUCAAUUCAAAAUAAUGAACAAUACGAAAUAAGAAAAAAUCAAAUGGAACAACAGAUAUAUCUAGAUGUUGGAAUUUUAUCCUAUAGAAAUUGGUUAAAACAGGCUUCGAAUCUAAAGACCAAACAAAAUAUUGCACCAUUUACUAUUUCUGGUGAUAUCAAUGAUGCACUGUUUCCAAUGUUAACUGAAGUUUUGAAAAAUCCCCCAUUAUUGCUGCGUCCCUAUACAAAGCAGUCCUCACCGUGGACAAGUAACUUUUCCAAGAUGAACUUAUGGAAAAUUGGAUAUACGGGACCCUGCCAUCGAUGGACCUGCUAUUAUGGCGGUGGAUCGAUGUAUUACUACAAGUCCUAUACUAAGUAUGCAGAUUAUCAACUCAUCCGCUAUACGCCCUGGGGAAUAACAACUGAAGAAGAUAUAAGAGAACGACAUGAAAUGGUCGAUUCGAGCAAAAUGUUCAAGCGACGAAGAGCCCUUGGGGAAUAUUUUAUAAAAAAUUAUCAACAUAUCACAGAAGAGAGCUUGAAAACAUAUGCAGACUUUGCAAAGCGAAUGCAAGACAAUGCCAAUGAGUUAGCAAGAUUGUGUGAGAUAGAUACUGAUACGCUGCGAGAACAAUCAAAACAAAAAACACAAGCAUCUUUAGCAGCUAUAUUUUCUUUUAAUACCGAAGGUAACGCGUCAGAACAACCAAUAACAACUUCAAAAAUUCAAAAUACACCAGAAAUUUUACGACAGUCAUCCCUGAAUGCGAACAAACAUGCCAACAUGGAUAACAGAGCGUUUAUUUUUGAAAUUAUCCUUUGA
Rotaria socialis is the source of this 3927-nucleotide messenger RNA. The record is from the annotation of a GenBank genome assembly. Lineage: Eukaryota; Metazoa; Rotifera; Eurotatoria; Philodinida; Philodinidae.